AUGUCUACAUCUUUUAGUAUUGAUCUGAAAAAGAAAAAGUCUUCGAAUAAAAGCAAAGGAAAGAAGAAAAGAAACAAUAACAACAUCUUUGGAGAUGUUACAACCCCAGAUACAUCCACAAUUGACAAUAUUCAUAAUAACCAAAAAAGGCGAAAGAUUAAAAUAACAGAAGUUUCACAAGACGAUUUAUCAAACGAAAAACCAAAGAAAGACGACCUAGUCAUUGUAUUAGGUGAUCGGAAUGAUGAAACUGAGGAAUUGGCUGCUACAACUUUGGAUGAUUAUAAGACUGUCCCUGUUGAACAAUUUGGUAGUGCAAUACUACGUGGGAUGGGAUGGGACGGUACGUCCACCGAUGUGAUAGAUAAGAAGUCCGAAAACACUUUGAAAUCUGCACAUAUUGAAGGCCUGGGUAUUGGUGCCAAGGGUGACGCCCAGAUUACUGACACAGAAUCAUUCAUGCCACUAAUUAAACUGGAUAAGAAACAGAAUAGAUAG
Molecule: messenger RNA, 498 nt
Organism: Maudiozyma saulgeensis
Lineage: Eukaryota; Fungi; Ascomycota; Saccharomycetes; Saccharomycetales; Saccharomycetaceae
Source: the annotation of a GenBank genome assembly